This is a messenger RNA of Alligator mississippiensis (American alligator), 642 nucleotides long. Its product is annotated as olfactory receptor 14A16-like. Gene Ontology annotation, cellular component: membrane. The annotation marks the transcript as partial. The transcript has a single exon. The record is from RefSeq and is a predicted model, not a curated record. Lineage: Eukaryota; Metazoa; Chordata; Crocodylia; Alligatoridae. Gene Ontology annotation, molecular function: G protein-coupled receptor activity; odorant binding; olfactory receptor activity. Gene Ontology annotation, biological process: G protein-coupled receptor signaling pathway.
GACAUCGGAUCCAUCUCUGUCAUUGUCCCCAAAUCCAUGGCCAAUUCCAUACUGAACACCAGGCUGAUUUCCUAUUCGGGAUGUGUCACCCAAGUUUUUCUUGUCCUCUUUUUCAUUCCAGCAGACCUUGCCAUCCUCACCAUCAUGGCUUACGACCGAUACAUCGCCAUCUGCAAACCACUGCACUAUGCGACAGUGAUGAACAGGAGAGCUUGUCUACAAAUGGCAGCCACGGCCUGGAGCACUGCUCUUCUGUACUCUGCCCUGCACAUGGGGAACACCUUUAGGCUGCCCUUCUGCCACUCCAACAUUGUCAACCAGUUCUUCUGUGAAGUCCCCCAGCUCCUUAGGAUUUCUUUCUCAGAGGUGUUUACUAGUGAAAUUCAGAUUAUUAUCUUUGGUGCAUGUUUAAGUGCUGGUUGCAUUGUGUUUAUAUUUGUGUCUUAUAUUCAGAUAUUCACUACUGUACUGAGAAUCCCCUCUGAGCAGGGCCGGCACAAAGCAGUUUCCACCUGUCUUCCCCACCUCAUUGUUGUCACCUUGCUGGUUAGCACUGCUCUGAUCGCCCAUGUGAAGCCCACAUCUGGGUCCCCAUCAGCUCUGGACCUCGUGGUGUCUGUUCUCUAUUCCAUGAUCCCACCA